Molecule: messenger RNA, 901 nt
Organism: Bombus terrestris (buff-tailed bumblebee)
Lineage: Eukaryota; Metazoa; Arthropoda; Insecta; Hymenoptera; Apidae
Gene: Psf2
Product: probable DNA replication complex GINS protein PSF2
Exons: 4
Coding region: 149-715 (188 amino acids)
Biological process (GO): double-strand break repair via break-induced replication; DNA replication
Cellular component (GO): nucleus; GINS complex
Source: RefSeq, a predicted model, not a curated record
GUUUCAAACAUGGAAGGGUACUGCGUACGCAAGUUUCCCGCCAAAACUUAGUCCUACUGUCGUAUCAGAUGCAACGUUGGGUCUGUUUGGAAGAUGUUAAAAUUUACUUAAUAAACAUUGUUUAUAAUAAAAUAUUAAACGCUGAACAAUGGAUCCAAGUGAAGUAGAAUUUAUCGGUGAAAAAGAAUUAGUCACCAUUGUGCCGAAUUUUAGUUUUGACAUGAUUCAUUUAAUUUCGGGAUCUGUGGGCCCUUUUCGAGCCGGUCUACCUGUAAAAGUUCCAAUUUGGUUGGCUGUAAACCUGAAACAGCAACAAAAGUGUCGAAUCGUUAAUCAAGACUGGAUGGACGUUGAUGGCUUAAAUGAGACGAAGGAGGAAGAAAAGUUAUCCAAAUUGUUUAUAAAAAUGCCCAGUAAUCAUUACAUGGAAGAAGCACAGCUUUUACUGAAUGUUGGUAGUGAUGAUAUACCAGAUGCGGACAGAAUAAAGACAGCAGUGAAGGAUAUAUGGGACAUAAGAAUGUCAAAGCUCCGUACAUCGAUAGAUGCAUUCCUUAAAAGCGAAGGUUUACAUGCUAAGCUGGAUCAUUUAACUGCCAUGGAAAUCAACAGUGUUCGUCCAUUAUUGCCACAUGCUCUGGAUCAAAUGCUAAGGAUUCAAACCAUAUCUGAUGGAAAACUGACACAAUCUCAUUAUACUGGGACAUCGCAAUAGACUGAUCACUAGACGAUGUUUUUCUUUUUCAUGUAUAAUCUAUCGUAAUUUCUAGAUUGUAAAUAUACAUGUAUAUAUUGAGUAUUGAUAUGAAGUAUUUAUAAUGCAUUUCUGUUGAUUUCGUGUAACGAAAUAAAGAAAAUAAGGAAUAAAAUGAUGUUCACAGUAUGUAAUAUACGAAUACGA